Molecule: messenger RNA, 2232 nt
Organism: Camelina sativa (false flax)
Lineage: Eukaryota; Viridiplantae; Streptophyta; Magnoliopsida; Brassicales; Brassicaceae
Molecular function (GO): protein binding
Source: RefSeq, a predicted model, not a curated record
GAAAAAAAGCUAGCGAGUUAGACAAGAAAGCAACAAUACAAAAUUUAAAAUAUAAAAUUAAUGAGAGGAAGCAAAAAAAAAAAAAAAAAGAAUAAAAAUUCCUAAAACUGCGAGCGUUUAUGUUUGUGAGAGAGAAGAAGAGUUCAUAUGGAAGAAAAAAAAAAGUUGAGCAAGGAAGAAGAAGCAUGAACGUCGACAAUACUAACAACAACGACUACAUCUGCACUAAUGAUUGCAUCGAAGAAGACGAUGAUAAUAACACUAAUAAUAAGAGGAGCCAAACACAACAAGCAUGGGGCACGUGGGAAGAGUUAUUAUUAGCAUGCGCCGUUAAGCGACACGGAUAUGGUGAUUGGGACUCCGUCGCUACGGAUGUUCGUUCCCGGAGCUCCCUCUCCGACCUCGUUUCCGCUAAUCACUGUAAACACAAGUAUCGGGAUCUCAAACGUCGAUUUCACGAAAAAGAAAAAACCGAUGCGGCGGCAACGGCGGAGGACGAGGAAGAAAAAGUCGGUAAUAAUAAUAUAUCUUGGCUCGAACAACUCCGCAACCUUCGUGUAGCUGAGCUCCGUCGUGAAGUUGAGCGAUACGAUGUUUCAAUACUAUCGCUUCAGUUGAAGGUUAAGAAAUUAGAGGAGGAGAGAGAAGAAGAGAAACCAGAUCUGGAAGAAGAGAUGAAAACAGAGAGAUCGGAGAACGACGGUUCUGAAACUGAGCACCGUGAGAAGGCGGAGGAAUCUGAUCGGGAUAACGGUUCGAUGAACGAGUCGAACUCUACAGAAACCGUCGGAGAAGACGAGAGAGUUGGCGGAAACGAGACUCGGGAUGGUGAUAAUAAUAAUCCUGAUCCGGUUAGUAAGGAUACGGCGGAGGAGGAAAGAUCGGUUAGUAGAGGAUCGGAAGCGAGUCACUCAGACGAGUUAGGCGAGUCAGGUACGUCGGAAAGGAAGUGGAAACGGAAACGAAGGAAACACGGUGGUUCCGACGAGAUCAGAUCGGGUGAGAGUAAAUCACAGCCGUUGAUAGGUCUUCUUGAUCUGAUUCGGUCCCAUCCGCGUGGAUCUUUGUUCGAACGCCGGCUUCGGAGCCAGGAAGCUAAGGAUUACAAGAGCAUGGUUAAGCAACAUUUGGACAUUGAGACAAUACAGAGAAAGUUGAAGCAAGGAUGUUACGAUUCUUCAACCCUCACAUUUUACAGAGAUCUACAGCUUCUCUUUACAAACGUCAUUGUCUUCUUUCCUUUAUCUUCCGCCGAAUCAAUGGCUGCUCACGAACUAAGAGCCGUUGUUUCUCAAGAGUUGAGGAAAGAGACCGGGGAAUAUGGUCCUACGUUAAUAAAGCGGAAAGUAUCGGCUAUGGAUAGUGGCCAAGCUGAUGCUGAAACGUCAGACUCGUCUCUCUCUAGAGAGAAAUCUUCGGCUCCUUUUGUUGUUUGUAAGAGGAGGAGUUCUGUUUCCACUAAGACUUCUCCUUCGUCGUCAAGCUUUAGCCAAAAAGAGGAGACGAAAGAAGAGACAUUAUCAGAGGAGAAAGAGAACAUUGUGACUGGUGUAAGAAGCUCGAGACGGGCCAACAAAGUGGUUGCUGCUGCUGCGGCUAUCUCUAACAUUACCAAGAAGGGUAAAAGCAAAAACAAACAGAAACAGACAGAGUCGAAAACAAACUCGUCGAAUGAUAAUAGUACUAAGCAGGAGACAGGUAAAACAGAGAAGAAGAUGAUUUCAUCAGAUAAGAAGAAGAGUGUUGCUGAUUUCUUGAAGAGAUUAAAGAACUCUCCACAGAAAGAAAGUAAAGAUCUGAAUAAGAGCAGUGGAGGUGGUAAGAAAGAUAGUAAAACAAAACCAAGAGAACUUAGAAGUAGCAGUGUGGGUAAAAAGAAGGCCGGGGUAGAGAUUUCUCCGGUGAAAAGAGCCCCCGGGAGACCACAGAAGAAAACAAUAGAGGCAGGAGCAACUGCAACCGCAUCUGCUAUGGGAAAACGGGGUAGGGAUACCGGAAGCACGGGAAAGGACAAUAAACAGCCAAAGAAAAGAAUCAGAAUGUGAGAAUAGAAAACAUCUUUUGCCGCUUUGUUGGCUUUUCUUAAGAGCUCAAGGUAUUGUAUAUCCAUAGCGUAUGCUUUGGAGUAUAUUAUCUUAAUUCUAACAUUAGAAAUCAUAUUCUCAUAGUUAUGGAUUAGGAAAGUGUCUUUUGGCUUGUUGGCAUCAGUAAUAUCCAUUCCUUCUUCUGUUA